Molecule: messenger RNA, 225 nt
Organism: Ectocarpus sp. CCAP 1310/34
Lineage: Eukaryota; Phaeophyceae; Ectocarpales; Ectocarpaceae
Source: the annotation of a GenBank genome assembly
AUGAAGAGGGGUGUGAAUGAGGAGGACCUCUUCGUGGACGUGGGCCUGAUAUACUCGCAGCAGUAUCUGGUCGUGAGGAUCCCAGGGGGAUACGUGUUGGGAAUUUCGUGUGUUUAAGGGUACCACCGGUGCAGUCACGGGGACCCUUUAGGCGUGGUUGGAGCGAUGAUGAGGCUUGCGUGCGUGCUGCGCGCUUCUUCUUCCCUCUCUCUCUCCACCGCCACC